Gadus morhua (Atlantic cod) is the source of this 4201-nucleotide messenger RNA. It is a transcript of the gene sez6l, whose product is annotated as seizure related 6 homolog (mouse)-like. The coding region runs from base 282 to 3143 and encodes 953 amino acids. The record is from RefSeq and is a predicted model, not a curated record. Gene Ontology annotation, biological process: regulation of protein kinase C signaling; synapse maturation. Gene Ontology annotation, cellular component: endoplasmic reticulum; neuronal cell body. NCBI's taxonomy places the organism in Eukaryota, Metazoa, Chordata, Actinopteri, Gadiformes, Gadidae. The transcript has 18 exons.
AGAGAGAGAGAGAGAGACUCACUCACUGCUCGCUGCAGAGUUCACCAGUCGGAGGAUGGAGACGCCGUGAGAAGGACCGCGCGCCGCUGCCUAACGAGAAACCUAAUUGCGACGGGUUUCUAACAGGGGGGUUUUAUCUUUUACCGCAGUGCUGCUGGCGUCGGCAACCCCCUCACCCCCGCCACCCCCUUCCCCGUACACAUCGCAGUCAUUCUGACCAACUGUUCUCCUACUGUGUUUUUACCUGAUUUUUUUGUGAAGAACCAAAACAAGCUAUCUGGAUGGGGUUUGUCAGCAUGCUCAUUCUCCGGUCCCCCAACCCAAACAUCACACCGGCGCUGCUCUGGAUGGUCCUGCUGGGGAUCGGUGUCAGCGGGGAAGGACAAGAGAAAGUCCUCCCCACCCCCUCCCCCUCUGCCUCCCCUCCCGAGGGUCCGGGGGGGACCAGGGAGGGUCCCCGGGGCCCUGGCGCCGGCGUGAUGGCCGGGGGUCUCAUCCACUCCGUGCUGGCCCACCGGGACAAGCUGCUCCCCCGCGUCGCCGAGCGGGGCCUGGUCGUGCCCUCCGCUCUGCCCCAGCACCUGCUGCCUCUCCUGGGGAGGGGGCUGAGCGGGGCCUCCCUGCCUGGAGGUCACGGUGGGGGGGCGCCGCGGCGGGUCAGACCUCCGCUGCCUCCGCCACCUCCAGCUUCCUCCUCCUCCUCCUCCACCCCCGUCCUGUCCGGGACCCACCCCCCGCCCCAGAGCCCCCAGCCUCAGAGCCCCCAGCCUCAGCACCACACCGACGCGGGGGACGGGGGAGGAAUGGACCUCAUACCUGCCGUUCCCACGGUAACCCCGGAGAUGCUGGACAGUGAUGAGGCGGAGACGCCUUCGCCAGCUGCACCGGCCUGCGGGGUGAACUUCUCGGACCCCGAAGGAUACAUCGACUCUUCCGAUGACCCCCCGCUGCCGGAUGGUACAUCCCUGUACUGCAACUACACCGUCACCGUGUACAUAGGCUACGGAGUGGAGCUGCAGGUAAAGAGUGUGAACCUGACGGAGGGAGAGCAUCUCUCCAUCCAGGGGGAGGAUGAGAGCGGGGGGCCGCUGGUGCUGGCCAAUCAGAGCCUGCUGGUGGAGGGUCAGGUGAUCCGCAGCCCCACCAAUGUGCUGUCCGUCUUCUUCCGCUCCACGGGGGAGGGGAGCCUGGGGGUCUUCCAGCUCCACUACCAGAUCUUCAGGCUGAGCUGCGCUCUCCCCAAGAAGCCUCACUUUGGGGAGGUGUCCGUGUUGGACCUGCUGCCUGGGGGAAUCGCUCGCUUCAGCUGCCAUAUGGGUUACCACCUGCAGGGGGCGCCAACACUGGUCUGCGUCAACGCGUCGCUGCCCCAAUGGAGCGGCAGAGAGCCCAGCUGCAGAGCCCUAUGUGGAGGGUCCGUGAAGAACGCCACGGUGGGGAGGGUCCUCUCCCCGUCCCCCCACCCGGGACCCAACGCCACCCAGGACCGCUCCUGCUCCUGGUCGUUGGAGGCUCCCAGGGGCCAGAGACUGCACCUGCAUCUGGAGAGGCUGGCCCUGGGGCCCACUGACAGGCUGGUGCUUUGGAGCGGUCUGGACGCCGGGUCAGUGGUGCUGUUUGAUUCGGGCCGGGGCAAUCCAAUCCCGUUUGAAGGGGUGAUCAGUGAAGGUCCGGCUGUCAGGGUGCAGUUCAUCACGGACCAGCCCAACCACAGCACCGGCUUCAACGUCCGCUAUGAAGCGUUUGGGCGCGGCCACUGCUACGAGCCGUACCUCCAGAACGGGAAUCUGAGCACGUCAGACCCGGCCUACGGCGUGGGGGCGGUGGUGCAGUUCAGCUGUGACCCGGGACACUCCCUGGAGCAGGGCCCGGCCCUCAUCGAGUGUAUCAACUCCAGGGACCCCUACUGGAACGACACGGAGCCCAUCUGCAAAGCGCUGUGUGGGGGCGGGCUGGCAGGCCCGGCCGGGGUCAUCCUGUCUCCUAACUGGCCAGAGUGGUACGGAGAGGGGGAGGACUGCAGCUGGAGGAUCCACGUAGGAGAGGACAAACGGGUGGUGCUCGACGUCCAGCUGCUGAACAUCAGCGACAGUGACAUGCUCACCAUCCUGGAUGGGGACGAGGUCACCACACGCAUCCUGGGCCAGUUCGUGGGCGGCAUCAGCCCCUUCAAGAUGGCCUCCACGACCCCUGACCUCACGGUGACCUUCCACUCUGACCCCGCCGGCCUGGUGUUCGGUAAAGGGGAGGGCUUCAUCAUCAACUACAUGGAGGUGUCCCGUAACGACUCGUGCCCGGACCUGCCUGAGAUCCAGAACGGCUGGAAGACCACGUCUCACGCGGCGCUGGUCCGGGGCGCCCGCAUCACCUACCAGUGUGACCCGGGCUACGACCUGGUGGGCCAGGACACCCUCUGCUGCCAGCUGGACCUCUCCUGGAGCACCCUGCCCCCCUUCUGCGAAAAGAUCAUGUACUGCUCGGACCCGGGCCACGUGGACCACUCCACCAGGUCCCUCUCGGACCCUAAGCUGUUGGUCGGGACCACCAUCCAGUACACCUGCGUCCCCGGCUUCGUCCUGCAGGGCGGCGCCACGCUCACCUGCUACGGCCGGGAGCCAGGCACCCCGGUGUGGACCUCCAAGCUCCCCCACUGUGUCUCCGAGGAGUCCGUUUCCUGUGAGAACCCGGGUCUCCCCGACAGCGGGUACCAGAUCCUGUCCAAGCGGCUGUACCUGCCCGGGGAGUCCCUCACCUUUGUCUGUUACCAAGGUUACGAGCUGAUCGGCGAGGUCGCCAUCAAGUGCAUCCUAGGGAAGCCGUCCUUUUGGAGCGGACCACUUCCACUCUGCAGGGCCACCCAUGACUGCCUUGGCAACCAUGCUUUGGAAGUGGCAGAAGCUCCAGCGAGUUCACGGUUGGACGGGGGCAACAUCGCCCUCACUGUCUUCAUUCUGGUCCUCCUCCUGUCUGCGCUGCUGGGAGGGGCUUAUGUCUACAUCACCAGGUGCCGGUACCCAAGCUCCAACCUCCGGCUGCCUCUGAUCUACCCCAACCCCUACAGACACAUCACUGUGGAGGCAGAGUUUGACAACCCCCUCUAUGAGACUGGAGGCGACACUCGUGAAUAUGAGGUAUCAAUAUGAUAGCCCUGACUACCUAAUUAUCUGAAACAAGAGCCACUACCUGACUCCCCACUUCGACACUCUUCAUCCUCCUCCUCCUCCUCCUCCUCCUCCUCCUCCUCCUCCUCCUCCUCCUCCUCCUCCACCACCUUGGAAUCCUCCCAGGCAGAGCUAAUGUAAAUAACUACACAUGAUGUCCCUGCCUCUGCCAUCAAACAGCCAUCCUCUUCUCUUGUACUUUCAUACGACGACAGCUUAUACUGCAGACAGAGAGGGACCGUGUUGAGGGAAUAGGAUUGGAUGAUAGGACAGGACCGUAAAGGGGGGAAAUAAGAAGUUUACGAAGGAGGAGACGGAACAGAAGAACGGAGACGGAAAAUGAAUGAUGCACUUGUACAAAAUGUGUUGUCCGUUUGCUCAGCUGUUAUUUAACGGUAGGACUGGUAACGUGUAAAUAAACGGCACGACAAAGACGACCCCAACGCACGCAAGAGUGAAUACAAAACGGCAAAUGUGAAAUACUUAGAGAAUAGGAGCUCUGAAAUAACAUAAAUCAAAAAAUUAUCAUAUGGGGGGGGGGGGGGGCACUUUUUAUUUUUUUAAUAAAUACUAUUUCACCAGCCACAGGCCCACAUCACGCAACGGCAACAUGGGGAAAAACCCGGGAUGGUAAUUCGCGGGGCUUUUCCCGCCAAAAAAAGCCCUGUUUGUAGCAAGAACGGCUAGUCCGCUAGCUACUUAGCGUCACUACUACAGCUACCAUUUUGUUUCCUAAUGUUUGUAGAAUUCAAAAUAUCCAGACGGAUUUGUUAACACAUCUGAUUCGGUUAUUGUCGAAUUGUAUGAGGAAAAACUAUGAAAUAGUUUGUGGAGAACGGGAGUUUAUCGUUGAAAACUGUGUAGCCCGGAGUGACGGAGCGUGGCAGCAGCAGCUUCACCAACCCAGAGGAUGUAUCUAUUUUAAUGUAUAUGUGAUGUUUUAUGCAAAUUGAUAAAUGUACAUUUUCAUUAAGACAGAAAAAAGGCCUAUACAAUUUGCGUAAAUAAAUGGAUUUUUUUAAAUUAAAAAAGUAUGAAAG